Molecule: messenger RNA, 1008 nt
Organism: Solanum verrucosum
Lineage: Eukaryota; Viridiplantae; Streptophyta; Magnoliopsida; Solanales; Solanaceae
Exons: 1
Coding region: 1-1008 (335 amino acids)
Biological process (GO): shoot system development; root development
Source: RefSeq, a predicted model, not a curated record
AUGCCUAGUACUAUUUCGAAAUCUAACCACUUUCGAUCAAUUAGUUUACCAGGAAGAUCACAUUCUAACCAUGUUCGAUCAAUCAGUAGUAUCACUGGAUGUUCACAUCAAACCACAGAAAAACUUAAAGAAGCUAUCAAUAAUCUCAAAGCAUUAGAAGUAUCAAACACAUCAUCAGCAGAAGUUAUGUACAACGGUUUACUUGGUCUAGAGGAGUUAUACAAAUGUGUAAAUGUUUUACUCAACUUACCUCAAACUCUUCAAGCAUUUUCCCAAUAUCGUCUUGGGAAAAUGGUUGAAGAUUUAUUGGAUAAAUCAGUAAGGCUGCUUGAUCUUUGUGGCACUACUAGGGAACUUGUUUUGCAUUAUAAAGAAAAUGUUCGCGAUCUUCAAUCCUCUCUUAAGAGGAGGAAAAAAGAUUCAACAACGGAAUCCAGCAUGACUAAAUUCAAUUCGUGUAGCAAGAAAGUAAAGAAGGAGGCUAAACGAUUAGUCGUGGUGUUAAAGCAAAUGGAUCAAGAUACAGAACGCGCAUUGGUACCCAAAGAUGCUGAUCAUGACACAGUAGAUAUGAUUAAAACACUUAAGGAAGCUAACGCGAUGCGUAUUUCCAUGUUUCAAAUGUUCUUGUCAUUCUUAUCUGUUCCACUUUUGAAACCAAAGGUGUCUAAAUGGUCAUUGGUUUCGCGGUUAUUGAUAAACAAGGGAUCAUGUGAAGGUCAAGAAGGAAAGAUUGAUUUGGAAACCAGACUCGAACCAUUUGAGGCUCAUCUUGAUAAUUUUGAAAAUGGUUUAGAAGGAAUAUAUAGAUGCAUGAGUAGAUCAAGAAGCUCUUUAUUGAAUAUUUUGAAGGAACUUGGAUUUAGUACACCAAUGUGGUUCAACCUCGAAUUAUCUAAAGAGAAAAAAGAAACAACGGUUGAAAAACUCUUUGGUGAGUACAUGUGUCUCUUUAGAAAAAGUCCUAAUAUUAGAACUUCUCCUUAUAAAAGUGUACGUUCUUUUUAG